This is a messenger RNA of Purpureocillium takamizusanense, 1359 nucleotides long. It is a transcript of the gene RFC2, whose product is annotated as Subunit of heteropentameric Replication factor C (RF-C). Gene Ontology annotation, molecular function: DNA clamp loader activity; DNA binding; ATP binding. The record is from RefSeq and is a predicted model, not a curated record. Gene Ontology annotation, biological process: DNA-templated DNA replication; DNA repair. The coding region runs from base 102 to 1250 and encodes 382 amino acids. The transcript is spliced from 4 exons. Gene Ontology annotation, cellular component: nucleus; DNA replication factor C complex. NCBI's taxonomy places the organism in Eukaryota, Fungi, Ascomycota, Sordariomycetes, Hypocreales, Ophiocordycipitaceae.
ACCAUCACCACCGCGAGGACGGGACAGCACCUGCGCACCGCUGCACGCCGCCGCUGCCCGUCUGUUGCCGUGCAAUUGAAGGUCGCAUCCCGAGACCAACCAUGGCCAGCUUUUUCGACCUCAAAGCCCGCAAGGCUGCUGCCGUCGCCAAUGGCCCGUCGGACAACAAGAACCAACGUCACGCCGACGUGAGGAAUCAGCCAUGGGUAGAGAAAUACCGCCCAAAGACUCUCGACGACGUUGCCGCGCAAGACCACACGGUCACGGUCCUCCAACGCACCCUCCAGGCCGCCAACCUGCCACACAUGCUCUUCUACGGGCCCCCGGGUACGGGCAAGACGUCCACCAUUCUGGCCUUGGCAAAGGAGCUAUACGGCCCCGAGAUGAUCAAGGCGCGCGUCCUCGAGCUGAACGCUUCCGACGAGCGCGGCAUCUCCAUCGUCAGAGAAAAGGUCAAGGACUUUGCGCGCAUGCAGCUGACGAAUCCGCCACCACACUACAAGGACAAGUAUCCCGUGCCGCCCUUCAAGAUCAUCAUCCUCGACGAGGCCGAUUCCAUGACCCAGGACGCACAGAGCGCCCUGCGCCGGACCAUGGAGACAUACAGCAAGAUUACGCGCUUUUGCUUGAUCUGCAACUACGUCACACGCAUCAUCGACCCUCUCGCCAGCCGAUGCAGCAAGUUCCGUUUCAAGAGUCUCGACCAGGGCAACGCCAAGAAGAGGCUCGAAGAAAUUGCGCAGAACGAAGGCGUGCUGCUGGAGGACGGGGCGGUUGAUACCCUCAUUCGCUGCAGCGACGGCGACUUGCGAAAGGCCAUCACCUUCUUACAGAGCGCUGCCCGACUAGUUGGCGCGGUUGCACCUGCGAAAACUGCUGCCGAUGCCGAGGAGAUGGACGUGGAUAGGCGCCCAGUGACGGUUAAAAUCAUUGAGGACAUUGCCGGCGUCAUUCCCGACCGCACGGUUAAACAGCUUGUUGAUGCCAUGCGCCCGAGGGCUUCAAAAGACGCCUAUGAUGCGGUUUCCAGAGUAGUCGAGGACAUGGUUGCUGACGGGUGGAGUGCGACUCAGGUGGUUUCUCAGCUGUAUCAGGUCCUGACUACCGACGAGACUAUCCCGGAUCUUCAGAAGAAUAGGAUAGUGAUGAUCUUCUCGGAGAUUGACAAGAGGUUGGUUGACGGGGCGGACGAGCACCUGUCAAUUCUGGACCUGGCAAUGAGGAUAUCGGCCGUCAUGACUGGAAAGUGAUACCACGCUCGUUGGACUACCUACAGCACGAAUGCUUGGUGGAGUUUGUGACAUAUGGAUGGCGUUGGGGCCGGACAUGCAAAUACAUAGACGCAGUGAAUUUCAGGGC